AUGGCCCCUCCCGUCCCCUCCACCGACCCCAAGCAACUCGCCCCCUGGGCCGAACCCGCCUGGGUCUCCACCCUCCACUCCCCCUAUUACAACGACUCCCACCGCCGCUUCCGCGACUACAUCCGCGCGUACCUCGACGAGCACAUCGUUCCUAACUGGUUCGAAUGGUCCGAAGCUGGUGUCGCCCCCCACUCCGCGCGCCUCGCCUGGGCGAAGACCGGCAUCCCCUUCGCCGACGUGCCGCCUCAAUACCGCCCGAAAGACAUCCCGGACCCAGCCGGCGUCAAGAUCUCGGACAUGGACGCGUUCCACGUGCUGGUGGCAACGGACGAGACGUCGCGGGUGAACGGCGGGGUGAUGACGUCGCUGACGGGCGGGUCGGUGAUCGGGGUGCCGCCGAUCGUGGCGCACGGCACGGAGGAGCAGAAGCGACGGUGGCUGCCUGGGUUGUUUUCGUGGGAGACGAGCUUCUGUCUAGGGAUCACGGAGCCGGGGGCGGGGAGUGACGUCGGGGCGAUCGAGACGGUGGCGGCGAAGUCGGCAGACGGGAAGACGUAUGUGGUCAACGGGUACAAGAAGUGGAUCACGGGGGCGCCGUGGGCGACGCAUAUGACCACUGCGGUGCGCACGGGAGGGCCGGGACCGCGGGGCUUGUCGGUGCUGGUGAUUCCGUUGAAGAGCAAGGGCGUGUCGAUGCGGAAGGUGCAUAAUAGCGGGCAGAACGCCGGUGGCGCCAGCUACAUCGAGCUGGAUGACGUGGUGGUCCCCGCGGAGAACCUGAUCGGCCAGGAGGGUCAGGGGUUCCGUAUCAUCAUGUUUAACUUCAACAAGGAGCGUUACGUGAUGGCGGUCGGGUGCAACCGCAUGGCGCGCACGUGUCUCAGCGAGGCGUUCGCGUAUGCGAACAAGCGACAUACGUUCGGGGAGCCCUUGAUCGCGCAUCAGGUCAUCAAGCACAAGUUCACGAACAUCGCGAGGUAUCUGGAGAGCCAUUGGGCGUGGCUGGAGCAGUUGGCCUACCACAUCAACUCCUCGCCGGAGGGAUGGCAGGCGGCAGAUGUCGCCAGUCAGAUUGCGCUGGCGAAGGUGCAUGGUGGAUAUCUGGUGGAGAUGGCCAAUCGAGAAGCGCAGCAUAUCUUUGGCGGAAAGGGAUAUGAACGGGGCAGCCCCGUUGAGGUGAUCUCUCGAGAUCUGAGGAUGAUGACCGUCGGUGGUGGAUCGACUGAGAUCAUGAACGAUCUGUCCUUCAAACAGGAAGUGAUGUGGGCGAAGAAAAGGGGAUGGAAAUUGUAG
Messenger RNA from Eremomyces bilateralis CBS 781.70, 1293 nucleotides. Its product is annotated as acyl-CoA dehydrogenase NM domain-like protein. Lineage: Eukaryota; Fungi; Ascomycota; Dothideomycetes; Eremomycetales; Eremomycetaceae. The transcript has 2 exons. The coding region runs from base 1 to 1293 and encodes 430 amino acids. Gene Ontology annotation, molecular function: flavin adenine dinucleotide binding; acyl-CoA dehydrogenase activity. The record is from RefSeq and is a predicted model, not a curated record.